CACUUUUCCCACUAAUUUUUCCAAUUCUAUCAUGCUCCCUACAUGACCCCUCAGAACCCGACGCGGCACUAAGCCCGCAGUCUCACGCCGACGAGAUGAACCUCUUCGCACGAGCCCUGGCGCCCUUCCAGACCGGCGCCAACCACUCCGACAUCCUCAUCAACAGCGAGCACUUCGACCGCGAAGCUCUCGCCCGCUACAACUACACGCUCUACACGAACGGCACCCUCUCCAACGGCACAGAAUGCUACCUCGCCUUCGACCGGUUCCAGCCGCAUCUGUUCGCGGAGAACGGCACCGUUGUCAACGGCACGUCGUGUUACGCCCCCAUUAACCACAUCGGCGAGCAUGCGAGCAUCGGCCUCGCGUUUGCGUUCCUGUUCGCCCUCGCUAUCUUCUUCACCCUGGUGAAUGUGCGCAAGCAUGGGCGACGGUAUCUUCCGGAGGAUCGCCGCUGGAGGGUUAUCGGACGGUGUCUGAAGUGGUAUUGGGUGCUGGUGGUGGCCGUCUGUGGUACGAUUAGCUGCUUUAUGAGUGUGGAUGUCGAUCGGAAUUAUUUGCAGAGUGCGCCGUUGGUCAUGCAGAGUGUUUUUUAUACGCUGCUGAUGCCGGCGUUGAUGGCGGCUGUUUGGGAGGCUGUGAGGCAUUGGGGCUCAUGGCAAGAGCGCCAGAUCUGCGAUCGCGAUCCCUACGCCUUCGCCUUUGCCAAGUCGAGCAGUCGCAAACGCCAGGAGUUCUUCCUGCCCAUCCUCUUCUACGCCUUCGCGGUGGUCAACUUCCUGCUGACCGUGCUGCGCUCCUGGUCAGCCAUCGAACACCAACGGAGCCCCGAGCAGCAGGAACGCCUCGCGCGACCCGUCGCCACGGAUGCGCGCCGGCGCGCCGCGGGAUUCAUGGCCCUCGGCGGGAUGCUCGUCAUCUGCUAUAGCCUGGAGCACAGCAUCUACCGGUACAAGGCGCGACCGGCGAGUCUGCUGGGGCAGCUGCUCUUCUACCUUAACGAAGCGCCGUCGCAGUUCCUCGUGGUCAUUGCGCUGCUCGGCGUCAAGAUCGGCUACGCCAUCGCCUCGGCGUUCGACUGGUCUGUGUCGCCGCUGCGGUACGAUGUCGAUUCCGGAUGGCUGUACGGUCUGGGAUACACGCCCGCGCUGUUGGUUAUUCUGGUCAUGAAUGUGUGCGGGUUCUGCGAGCUGAACGAGGACCAGGCGCUGAUUUCCCAGCGCGGGGAUAUUGAGGCCGCUCGUGCCAGCGAGUUCGGAAUCGGUCAGAAGAAACCGCAUUGGUGGAAGGGGGACCGCUGGAGGACCUUCGCGGAGAUCACCGGCCGGAGGCCCUCUUCUCCGGACGCGGGGGACUUAGACCAUUUCGUUGAGAUGGGCGUUAUUAAACCCAGAGAGCGGGGCGAUCAACUCGAUGAGGUGAAAGAGGACGCGCAGGUCACUACUCGCACGGCUAGUCAGGGUAGUGAAACGACCAGCGCUACGAGCGCACCGGGCUUGUCGCCGGAUCGCAUGGAGUAUGCCGCUCAGGCAGGGAAUCCGCACAAUUUCUCCGAUGAUACUAUAUUCAUUCGCCUGGGUAUCGUCGAUGUUCAUAGCAGGCCCUCCCGCGAGCCAGACUAG
This is a messenger RNA of Aspergillus steynii IBT 23096, 1622 nucleotides long. Its product is annotated as DUF2434 domain-containing protein. The record is from RefSeq and is a predicted model, not a curated record. The transcript has 3 exons. The coding region runs from base 96 to 1622 and encodes 508 amino acids. Lineage: Eukaryota; Fungi; Ascomycota; Eurotiomycetes; Eurotiales; Aspergillaceae.